AUGAUUCACUCAGUGGCAGAGGUGGAGCUGAAGGAGGAAAGAGAAGAACUGAGUGAAGCCGUGAAGCAUACUGUGAGAGUUAAUACAAAGAAGCCACAUUCGUGCUCCCUGUGUGAAAAGAGUUUUGCAUAUCAGUCACUUUUAAAACAGCACAAGAUAAUCCACACUGGAGAGAAACCGUACACAUGUACUCAGUGUGGGAAGAGUUUCACACAGUCAUCGUCCCUCACUCGACACAUGAUGAUCCACAAUGGAGAGAAACCACACAAGUGUGAUCAGUGCAGCAAAACAUUUCUGAGGCCUUCAGAGCUGAAGGAGCAUCUCGAAGCUCAUAGAAGUGAAAAGCUUUAUUCAUGCUCUGAGUGCGGAAAGAGGUUUACACAUAAGCAAAUCUUAAGAAAACAUCAGAAGAUCCACACUGGUGUGAGAGAGCACGUGUGCUUUGAGUGUGGGAAGAGUUUCAUCAAAUCUGGAGACUUGAAACGACACCAGAUGAUUCACACUGGGGAGAAACCGUGUGUGUGUUCACACUGCAACAAGAGCUUCACUCUGUUAGCAGCCCUGAAAAUCCAUGAGAGGAUUCACACUGGAGAGAAACCGUACGAGUGUUCACACUGCGGCAAGAGAUUCAUCAUAUCAGGACACCUGAAAAUACACAAUAGGAUUCACACUGGAGAGAGACCGUACGCAUGUACUCGGUGUGGGAGGAGUUUCAAUCAGUCAUCGCACCUCAAUCAACACAUGCUGAUCCACACUGGAGAGAAAACAUGCAAAUGUGAUCAGUGCAGCAAAACGUUUUUGAGUGCUUCAGAUCUGAAGAAACAUCUCAGAGUUCAUACAAAAAGGAAGUCUUAAAUUGACCUUCCUGUAUUCACAAACAUGAUAUUUCACUGUUGUUGAAUAUAAAAAUGCAGCAACAUCAGCUUCUCCUUUGUUGUUUAAUUCUCGUACAAGUACUGAAGGUUAAUCAGUGUAUUUAUCCCACCCCUCCUCCACUCAUUGAAUGACUGGAUACCAUACGUGCACAUAUGUCUGUCCGAGCA
Messenger RNA from Danio aesculapii, 1043 nucleotides. Its product is annotated as zinc finger protein 239. Gene Ontology annotation, biological process: regulation of transcription by RNA polymerase II. The record is from RefSeq and is a predicted model, not a curated record. NCBI's taxonomy places the organism in Eukaryota, Metazoa, Chordata, Actinopteri, Cypriniformes, Danionidae. The transcript is spliced from 2 exons. Gene Ontology annotation, molecular function: RNA polymerase II cis-regulatory region sequence-specific DNA binding; DNA-binding transcription factor activity. The coding region runs from base 1 to 855 and encodes 284 amino acids.